Messenger RNA from Ceratitis capitata (Mediterranean fruit fly), 4135 nucleotides. Its product is annotated as homeotic protein labial. The coding region runs from base 148 to 2109 and encodes 653 amino acids. The transcript is spliced from 3 exons. Gene Ontology annotation, molecular function: DNA-binding transcription factor activity, RNA polymerase II-specific; RNA polymerase II cis-regulatory region sequence-specific DNA binding. Gene Ontology annotation, cellular component: nucleus. NCBI's taxonomy places the organism in Eukaryota, Metazoa, Arthropoda, Insecta, Diptera, Tephritidae. The record is from RefSeq and is a predicted model, not a curated record. Gene Ontology annotation, biological process: regulation of transcription by RNA polymerase II.
CUAAACUAAUUUUUCAAAUGAAACUGUGUACAGUGUAAAGUUAAGCAAUAAAAUAAUAAUAAAAAAAAACACCAAUAAAUCAGAGUUAAUUCGGAUAAAACAAACUUGUGUUUCGGACUUUAUAUUAAAGGAUCUGGUCUAUUCAAUAUGAUGGACAUUAGCAGCAUGUACGGCAAUCACCACCCACACCAUCAAACCAGCUAUCAUGCCAAUAACACUGGCACAGCCGCCGAUAUGGCUGCCGUGGUCUCCUCCAGCGGCUAUCCGAAUGCGUAUUUUCCAACAGCGGCCAGUGUGGCAAUACCACCACCUCAUCACCAAGCUCAUCAUCAUCACCAACAUCCUUUGACCUAUGCCAGCUAUGUGACGGACGGUUCUUCAUCUAACUAUUAUCCUCAACAACAACAGCAAUUAACACCACCUCCGCCGUCGUUGCAGCAAACACAAGCCGGUCUAAAUCAAAAUGCUUCAGCUGUUUCGCAACAACAACAAUCGCUACAACAACACCCACAAACACAACAACAACAUCAGCAACAACAACAAUCAAUGUAUUCACAUGCCCACCUGUUCAGCCCAAGUGCUGCCGAAUAUGGUAUCACUACAUCAUCUGGUUCCGGUGCGGGCACUGCCGCUGGUACCCCACUACAUCCGUCAAGCCACUCGCCGACAGAUUCGUAUUAUGAAAGCGAUUCGGUACAUUCUUACUAUGCGACGGCUGCUGUAGCAUCUAUACCUCCUACCACCAACUCCCCAGUGUCUGCAGCUAAUGCGGCUCAAAAUAAUCCAGCUGCACCGAUUGAUGCGCCGAUCAUAAGUUCGGAGAAUGGCUUAAGUUAUACAAAUUUGGAUUGUUUGUACAACCAGAAUGCUUCAACGCACCCACAACAACAACAUAUGCAACAUAGUUAUGCUUCAUUGCCACCAAAUAAUGUUAGUAAUGGUGCUAAUAUGGAGGAAAAGUACGCCGCAGUAUUGCAUUCCACAUACGGAGCAGCGGGCAUAGCCUUCGAUGAUCCCCUUCUGCAAAUGUCAGCAAGUCAACAGCAAUCAUCAACUCCUCAAAUGUGGCAUCAUCAGCAUAUGAGCGGUGGUUAUGCUCUAGAUGGUGGCAUUCCUAACGAACCCUUGGGUAUGAAUGCCUUAAAUAUGGCACACAUGCAAACGCCACCGCAACCCCAACAUCCACAGCAACUUGUUCCACAUCACCAACCUCAAUUGCAGCAACAUGGCUCACCGAAUGGAUCAUGUAUGGCGCCUCGUAGUCAGCAAGUUGUUUCGCCAGACUGCACGGGUUUGCCGUCAUCACCGGGAUCUUCAUCCAGUCAAACUGGCUCACACAACAAAUCGCCGAAUCAAGCUAGCAAUUUACCAACGUACAAAUGGAUGCAACUAAAACGAAAUGUACCCAAACCACAAGCACCAAAACUACCUGCCACUCUGCACGAUUAUCAACUGAACGGGCGUCAGCUAGAGAUUUGCCGUAGCGGCAGUUUACCCGUCGGCCAGCAGACACAGGCGAGCCUUCUCUUAGCGGGUGGCAAUGGCAACACGUCGGGUCUGGGUAUUUGUCCGCCCAAUAUGGGUAGUUGUAGCAUGAGUGCGACCAACAAUUCGGGACGUACAAAUUUCACCAACAAACAGUUGACAGAAUUGGAGAAGGAGUUCCAUUUCAAUCGCUAUUUGACGCGUGCUCGACGCAUCGAAAUUGCCAAUACGCUGCAACUUAACGAGACACAGGUGAAAAUCUGGUUUCAAAAUCGUCGUAUGAAACAAAAGAAACGAGUCAAAGAAGGUUUAAUACCCGCAGAUAUUUUGACGCAACAAACCCUCUCAGCCGCUGCAUCAACAACAACAGCAAAUAGUAGCGCCCAAGCGACAGGUUCAGCGAAUCCGGCUAACAGCAGCAGUGAACAUAAUCACAUUGGCCCAACUUCCAGCGGAAGUGGACACAGUGCAACUAGCUUAGGCACAUUGGCCGUCAAUAGUCGCGAUGCUGCCUCACUUAGCAUCAACAAAGGCAAUGGCAAUAAGAGCGGCAACAACACUAAUCUGAAUAGUGGAGAUUGCAAUCUGACAGUUAAUAGUGAUAAUAGCCGUGAAUCAAAUUAAUGCCUUGACUAAGGUAGUCCUAGUGAUACUUUCAUUCUGAGCGGCUUGGAACACAUGCAGAGCUUACAUAUUACUGUAGUUUGCAGCAUGUGGUAAUGUGGUUAGUUUAAUUUGCCAAAUGACUAAUUUCUAGGUACACUCACAACCACAUUGGAGGUAAAACAAAAUAAAUAAAAUAAACAUGCGACUAGACGCAUUUGCUCAUUUGGCUGUGAUAACAGUUAAAGUACAUAACAAUAUUAAUUAUUCAAAACAAUUGUUUGUGUAAAUUUGGAGUUUGCUUAUCAGUUUAGGUUUACACAGCCAUGCGAUAAUCAAAAAUAGAUUUAUGUUUAUGUAUCAAGGCCAUCAUUACUUUUCAGGUCUUUAAGUGCGUUUUAAACCAAAGCUCACUUAUGAUUUGAGACGCUUUUAGCAUGCUCGUGUAGAACUAUGAAUUUGUAGAGCCUGCAAACUCAGCUGAAAAGUAUUUUAGCAUAUUACGGUAUCGUUAUUGAGCAGGAAGUCAUGAAAUUGUGCCAUAAUAAUAAUGUAAAGAAGAUAAUGUUUGAUUGAAACAUACAAACUAUUUUGACGUUGAGGUCUGAAUAUUUAAAUUGUCAAAAAACAGGUAAGGAAGAGCAAAAAUUCAUAUUCCCUCUUUUAAUUAAACUCGCUUUUAAAGCCAAACUGAUGGACGAGUUGAAGAUCCGACAAACUGGGUUGCCGGAUGUAUUCCCUAAAUUUUCACUGUUUAGCGCGCAAAAUAGCUAAAACCCCUCAGUGGUGUUACAGCAUCAAAAUUGAACAUGAAUUGCUUAACGGGUUACACAUUCGGAAUUUUGAUUUGCAUAUCGGUUUCGUUUUCGAAACUGAAUUUGUUAGAUUUAGCAUUUUACAUAAACUGAUUUAUCGAUUUAAAAUCGAGCAAUUAAUCGUUGAAAGAAUUGUCUGCUAACUUCUUUGCAAACGGAAAUUUAAUAAAAAUGGCGUCACGAGCUCUCCGUUUUUCAUUGUUGUUUAUCCGCUGUUCAAAAAGCUUUAGCACUUCUGUUAAAACCAUCGAAACUUUAGGUCGUUCCAAGCAGAUAUUUGAGUCAUUACCCACAGACUGUUAAUAGCAGCCUUCCGCAAAAACCCGCAGUGUCGCUGAAAGUUGAAGCACAAGUGGGAAAUACGGCCUAUAUAACUCAUCUUCAAUGACAUCCAGCGCUUUUACAAAGGCUUCUUUCUUAAGACGAUAUCGGUCUAUGACUCAACAUACAAAAAAAAUUGUGCAUCAGCAAAAUGUAAAAGUAUAAUAGAAAUUGCACUUACAUCGACCCCGGUAGCUCCAGCGUAUUGCUUACAUUCCUUAAAAUUUUCCGAUUUAUUUUCUCUUUGAUUUCUCCGAAUCCUUCUACCAUCACAAAUGCUAUCUGAGCUAAAGUCGUUAUAUUUUUAAUUAAAAAUCACGAAUGUGUUAAAGCCAGUAAAAAUAAUAAAUUAAAUUGCUGGGUGUGUUUUAUUCACGAGUUUUUCUUCCAGCUGCGUUUCGGAAAUCUUAUCUUCGAAAAAAGCGGACUCAAGACGGUUUCAUAAAACCAUUUCAAAAAGAUAUUGAUUUUCUAUACCGAUAUAUAAGCAAUUCAGUGUCGGUUUCUAUAACACCCCUGAAUAAUUAUUUUAUUUUGUUGGUGCACAUGAUUGUGGAAAAAUACACAUUUUUAGUAGAUUUUAUUCUUUAAAUGCGUUAAAUCAUAUGCGAUAUCGGAAACAAGAAAUUGUGAAAAUAUAUGUAACAAAUUUAACUGCCAAAUGAUUUGUGAAAGAAAUAAUUGAAGCCAAUAGUAUGAGGAAUUUCCAUUUAAAAAUGGAUGCUACUUUCUUAUUUAUACUCAGAAUGCCAUUGUUGUCAAACAAAUCUUACUUUAUUUGUGUUAGUGAAAGGCUAAACUAUCGCGAAAUUCCUUCGUUACAAAACAAAAUGAAAUUGGUAAUGUUGAAACAGCACAAACUCAGUGUUAACGUUAAUUUUAAAAUCGCUGCUUGCUAUGAUUUAACAGCA